This is a messenger RNA of Blastomyces dermatitidis ER-3, 1059 nucleotides long. RefSeq lists its product as uncharacterized. The transcript has 3 exons. Bases 1 to 525 code for a protein of 174 amino acids. The record is from RefSeq and is a predicted model, not a curated record. NCBI's taxonomy places the organism in Eukaryota, Fungi, Ascomycota, Eurotiomycetes, Onygenales, Ajellomycetaceae.
AUGGCAAUACACUCCCCAUCGCCCGCCCCAACGGCCAAUCACGGCGGUUGGCUGGUUGCCAGCAAACCAGGCGGCGGCGGAAAGCAUCGGUUGAAGUGGGGUUGGGGCGGGUCAGGUGGUGAGGGAAUUAUUUUCUUCCUGGCUCCGAAAAAAAAUCAAAUUACAGAUCUCCACGUUUCGUAUUUUGCGUACGGCGCUGUACGGUACGGUACGGAAUACACGACACCGCCAUUCAAAGGGCCUGGGCCAAACCGGCUCAGCGGGGCUCAGCGCGGGGGGGAGGAAGAGGAAGAGGAAGAGGAAGAGGAAGAGGAAGAGGAUGGGGAAGAGGAAGAGGCAAGCUGGAAACUUCAAACACCAACCAACAAACAACACACUGGUUUUAUUUUUGGUGAAAAUGGUAAUAAUGUAAUGAUGAUGCUACCUCCAUCCCAUGGCGCAACGGGGAAAAUGGCGAACGGUCAGGAGAAACUCGGUUGUUAUUUUCGGAUAUUGGGGGGGCCACUGGGUUCCUCUAUGUUUUGACGUUGACUUGACGUGGAGGUGGGGGGAAGUGUGCUUAUCAGAAUAAUAAUAAAUAAAUAAAUAAAUAAUAUGGAGAAGAAGAAGCAUGGCAAAACAUGGAGAAAGAUUCCUCUCAGAUCUGAUAUCUCAAUAAUGAAACAGCAUCAUCUAUCAUCAUCUCCAUCACCCCCUUGAGAUUCCUCCCUGACCACACGGCAAUACAAUAAUACCACACAAUCCCAACAGGAUCAGAUCCCGCCCCUACCCUUACCAGCACCUUUCCCCGCCUCAACCUCAACCUCAACAUAAUCAGAUCAAUAAUAAUAAUCAAUCAUCAAUUAUUGGGUAGUUACAGUAAUGCAAAAAAAACCAAUAACUACCGCCGGAAAAAAGCAAACAGACAGGCCCAUCUAGGCAUGAUAUAUGAUAUUGGUUGGGGUGAGGAAUGCUCUGUACAUGUACAUACAUAGUACUCCGUAGUAACAUUGAUACAUCGUAUAUCCCAAGAAAGAGGAUAGAUACUGACUGACUCUACUCCGUACAUCCCUCCCUACC